Messenger RNA from Postia placenta MAD-698-R-SB12, 1479 nucleotides. RefSeq lists its product as hypothetical. The record is from RefSeq and is a predicted model, not a curated record. Lineage: Eukaryota; Fungi; Basidiomycota; Agaricomycetes; Polyporales; Adustoporiaceae. Gene Ontology annotation, molecular function: dipeptidyl-peptidase activity; serine-type exopeptidase activity. The transcript is spliced from 11 exons. Bases 1 to 1479 code for a protein of 492 amino acids. Gene Ontology annotation, biological process: proteolysis.
AUGGCACCGCCCCCCACCGCUCCCUCUCUGGUCGCACCUGAAGGCCCUGUAACGAGUCGAAACGGCACCGUGCUGCCGCCAUAUGACACGACGUACUACUUCAAUCAGCUGAUCGAUCAUAAUGAUCCUAGUCUUGGUACUUUCGUACAGCGUUACUGGCAUACUUGGGAAUUCUAUGAGUCGGGCGGACCCAUCAUUUUGUUCACACCGGGGGAAAUCAAUGCCGAUGGCUAUCAGGGCUACCUGACAAACGGAACCAUUAACGGUCUCAUCGCGCAGCAGCAGAACGGUGCUACUAUCGUCCUCGAGCACCGGUUCUAUGGCUAUUCGAACCCGUAUAACAAUCUAUCAAGCACGAGUCUCCGUGUGCACACGCUACCGCAGGCGAUAGAUGAUCUCGUGUACUUCGCGAAUAACGUCGACUUGCCCAUGCCCGGUGGCGAUGCCGUUAAGCCCGGUCAGGCGCCCUGGGUCCUGAUUGGUGGCAGCUACUCCGGCGCGCUUACUAGCUUCACUGUGGUGAACCAACCGGAAACCUUCUGGGCUACCUAUGCCUCGUCAGCGGUUGUUGAGAGCAUCGUCGACUAUUGGGGCUACUUCGAGCCCAUCCGCCAGUACAUGCCGCAGAACUGCUCCGCGGACGUCGAGGCUGUCAUCGCCUAUAUCGACCAGACAUUCACGACGGGCACUGCCGAGGAGAUUAACUCGAUUAAGACACUGUUCAACAUGAACCUGUCGCACCUCGACGACUUCGCUGGUGCCUUGCGGAACAACCUCUGGGACUGGCAGUCUCUUCAACCAGAUAGCGGACCCGACCAGCAAUUCUUCCAAUUCUGCGACGCGCUCGAGGUCAAGGACGGUGUAAGUGCGGGUCCAGAGGGCUGGGGCCUCAAGUAUGCGCUUAACGCCUGGGGAACGUACUGGGCGAACACAUACUACUACCUGAUCUGUGGUGACCUGGACGCUGAGGAUUGCCUGGGAACCUACGACCCCACGCAAUCGUACUACACCGAUAUCUCUAUCAACAAUGCUGGGCGUUCCUGGGAAUGGAUUGUAUGCAACUACAUGGGCUUCCUCCAGGAUGGCGCCCCGCUCGACUACCCUACUAUCGUCACGCGCCUGGUUCAACCUAUAUACGAUGAGCGCCAGUGUACGUACUACUUCCCGGAGGCGUUUCCCAGUCCGCGGGCUCCGGAGGUGGAUGUGAUCAACGCAGCCUAUGACGGGUGGUUUGUGAAUCACAAUCAGCUCUUCUUCGCGAACGGACAACGCGACCCGUGGCGUGAGGCGACUGUGUCAGCAGAUGGACUCAACCGCGUCAGUACACCAUGGCAGCCCAUCGAGGAGGGCAAUGCUUUCCACACCUCCGAUCUGCUGACGGAGAAUGGGGUGGUAGAUGCCACCGUCGCGGCGGUGCAGGCAAAGGGUCUAGCCUAUAUGAAAGAGUGGUUGGCGGGUUGGAAGCCCUCGGCCUCAUGA